AUGACAACUGACCCUAAUGUGAUUCAGUUGAACCAAUUAUAUGAAUAUUAUUCAAACCAAAAAGUGACUCCGUUCAAAAUGACACUAACAGUUCUUCAGAAUGAUGCUGAACGAAAAUUCGUAGAUGACUAUAAUAAAGCAUUUCCCGCCACACCUACUACUACUACGAGUCAAGGGGGGUUAUAUGGGAGUGGUGGCUUAACUGGGUCCCUCUUUAACAAUCCCGUAUCUGGGACAAGUAGUCUCUUUGGGAGUAAUGCCCUCUUUGGGUCACUUACAAGUACUUCUGGGUCACAGAAACAACCUCUUCCAACAGGGGCGCGAGCUGUUUCUGAUCCCGAUAAAAUGGACAUCGACGUGUUCUUCUUCCGAGGACUUGAGAUGCGUGAGAAGUAUCAGUCCGACAGACAAGACGCUCUUUUAAAGGAGUUGGAUGACACGGAAGUCCUCAUCGAGACCGCCAUCGCGCAGAUCCAAAAUGAAAUCCUCGACAAGACCGACGCACUCAAAGUCCGGUCCCUCAAAUUGAACCAGCGCGUUAUCACCGUGUUAGCGGCUAUUGGUAUCAUCGACGAGGACUCCCUCGACAAGUUAAAAGGGUUUUGUUUGAAGGUCGAAAACUCCGCCAUCGAAAAGUCUAUCUUAGAAGUCCUCAGCGUCUUACGUGCAAAACCUAUCGGCAACAGCGCAGAGGGAAUCACUGACGCCGAAAUUAUUGAAGUCACUAAAAUCAUCGAAAGCGAACAACGUGAAAUCUUGGAACUCGGAAAUAAAGUUAAGGAACUCAAGGGAAAGUUUGAACAGCUCAGGUUGAAAUACGCAAAGCUUGGAAAGUGA
Molecule: messenger RNA, 837 nt
Organism: Entamoeba invadens IP1
Lineage: Eukaryota; Evosea; Mastigamoebida; Endamoebidae
Exons: 1
Coding region: 1-837 (278 amino acids)
Source: RefSeq, a predicted model, not a curated record